CAUUAAAUAUCGGAGAAUCUCACAUGAUAAUGUCUAUGGAUGAAAACCAUAAAUAUAAUGAAGAUGUGUCAAACAGAGAUUGUAAUAAGAAGACUGAUGUUACAUCAAAUACUGAUAUUAAUUCGAUAAGUCUUAUAGAUAAAAACAAAGACAAUGAGUCUGUGAUACUAAACAAGGAGUCUAUUACUAAAAAUAUUGAUGUUUCAUUAAAUAUUGGUGCAUCUGACAUGAUAAUGUCUAUGGAUGAAAGGGAUAAAAAUAAUGAAUCUGUACCAAAUAAAGAUUCUAAUGAGGAGAUGACCGAUGCUACAUCAAAUACUGAUAUUAAUUCAAUAAGUCUUAUAGAUAAAAACAAAGACAAUGAGUCUGUGAUACUAAACAAGAAGUCUAUUACUAAAAAUAUUGAUGUUUCAUUAAAUAUUGGUGCAUCUGACAUGAUAAUGUCUAUGGAUGAAAGGGAUAAAAAUAAUGAAUCUGUACCAAAUAAAGAUUCUAAUGAGGAGAUGACCGAUGCUACAUCAAAUACUGAUAUUAAUUCGAUAAGUCUUAUAAAUAAAAACAAAGGCAAUGAGUCUGUGAUACUAAACAAAGAGUCUAUUACUAAAAAUAUGAUGUUUCAUUAAAUAUUGGUGCAUGUGACAUGAUAAUGUCCCAGAUAGCACUGGACAUUCCAGGGAUGUCCAUUUUAAGUCCAGUUUAGGUCCAUAUGUCCAUGAACAUAAAAUGGACAUUUAAAGGAUAUCCAUUGUUGGAAUUGAAAUGGAUAUUCUGUUAGCAACAUCUUUUGGAUGUUCAGUUUAUGUCCAUAUUUGGAUCUAUUUUUUAUUUAAUAUUUGUUAUGUAUACAGGGUGUUAAAAAAGUGUCAAUAAUUAAUUACGCCAAAACUAUUCAUCGCAUCGAAAAAUAUAGUAUUAGACAUUUCUUCUUAGAUUUUUAUUCUCUAUCGAAUGGUGCUGAGCAAAUGCGACACUUUUUUAACACCCUGUGUAUAUAUAUAUAUUAUAUA
Messenger RNA from Nylanderia fulva, 1007 nucleotides. NCBI's taxonomy places the organism in Eukaryota, Metazoa, Arthropoda, Insecta, Hymenoptera, Formicidae. The record is from RefSeq and is a predicted model, not a curated record.